Molecule: messenger RNA, 1014 nt
Organism: Schistosoma intercalatum
Lineage: Eukaryota; Metazoa; Platyhelminthes; Trematoda; Strigeidida; Schistosomatidae
Source: the annotation of a GenBank genome assembly
AUGCCUAUACCAAGUAUUCAUGUAAAUUCGGUUGAAGACAAUGGAAAUGAUGACAGACGAAAAAAUAAACCAUCCAUACCGAUACUACAAGUAGUCGGUGACAAUAUGGAUGGACGUGAAAAUGAUGUUAACAGUGAUGAUGAUGACGAUGAUGUAAUGACAGCUGAAGAAGAAGCCGCUAUCGCGCGUCGAUUUCUUAGUGGAAACGACCAAACAGAACAACGCAGAAUGUCUUCAUUGGACAUGUAUCUCUCGCAGCCAGAAGUAAAACAAGAACCCAUGAUUAUUAAUCGUCAUAUAAGUUUGAAAGAAGAAGAAAAAGGCUUUGAGGCAGAGCAAAUGCGACUUCGUCAAAAAGAACGUGAGGAAAUGGAAAAACAUCAAGAACAACUAAGAUUAGAACGUGAAGAGGUUAAAAAAGCCAGAGCGUCCAAAAGACAUUCAAAAGUUGCUGAAGAACAAGAGUCCAGUAAAAACAAUCAAGUAAGACGAAUGGAUUAUCACAAACAAGGUCUUGGAGGUUUAAGCAAAGAGCGUAGAAAAAAAUUGAAGGAAAUGAUCUUGCAAAAGGCAAAAGAUGAACUUCUUGAAGAAAGAAGAAAAGAACUUCGUAACCGUGAAGAUCACAUCAAGAGACAAGCUCCUCCAUUCGACAUUGAUGGUUUAAAUCAGAUGCAACUUGAACAAAAGGUGAAGUCGUGGUACGAACACGUUAAACAAUUGGAAUCACAAAAGUACGAAUGGGAACAAAGAUUACGCAAACAGGAUGAAGAAAUUAACGAACUGACAGCUCAGUUAUGCUCAAUUAAAGGACACUUUCAAAAACCAAUUCUUCGUAAAGUUGCUAAACCAAUGUCAACGGAUAGAUUACGCGCGAUGAGUGCCGCACCAAAUUUCAUGCCCAAAACGGGGCAUAAAAAUCCCGUAGAAAUGAAGAGAAAACUGUCGGAUGAUAGUAAUCAGGGUGUAAAAUCAAAUUUGAAUGGGACCGGUGGUGUAUUCGCGAAAAGUUGA